AUAAAAACAUUGUAACAAAACUUGUAUUAAUUAAACUAAACAAGAAGCAUUUGAGCUCCUCCCUCCUUCCAUGUUUCUCUAAAAAAUUUUCUUGUGUUUUAUCUCUUCCCUUCUGUUUUGUAUUGUGAUUUUAUUGAAAACUUUAAAUAAUGAACAUUUUUAAUUUUGUGUUUUUUGUUGGUUAUUUCAGAAUUUACGUUUUUCUGAAUUGGAUUUUAUUAAAGUUAGGAAAACAUUUCAGAAUUAUUUUAUUUUCAGAAUUAAUUCCAGAAUGUGUUUUAGGCAUAUAUGUGUUUUACAUAUUUCAGAAUUUUUGUCAGAAUUUUUCUUACAAGAACAAAAUAUUAGCAAAAAAUGUGUUUCAGAAGUGUGUUUUCCCCUUUUUUAUUUUUCAAAUUCCAGAAUUCUUCAAAAUUUAUUUAUUCUAAAUUGUGUUUUAGACAGCUAAAUAACACCUUAAAUUCUGGCUAUAAUUACCAGUUUGGUCACAGUUAUGUAACGAAAAAAGCCGAGCAACGUAGCAAAACCCGUCGAUCACCACCAGCAUUAAUUUAUUUUUUUCUUUUUUUUCU
This is a messenger RNA of Meloidogyne enterolobii, 572 nucleotides long. The record is from the annotation of a GenBank genome assembly. Lineage: Eukaryota; Metazoa; Nematoda; Chromadorea; Rhabditida; Meloidogynidae.